This is a messenger RNA of Drosophila elegans, 1619 nucleotides long. Its product is annotated as alpha-tocopherol transfer protein-like. Gene Ontology annotation, molecular function: phosphatidylinositol bisphosphate binding. Gene Ontology annotation, cellular component: membrane. The record is from RefSeq and is a predicted model, not a curated record. The coding region runs from base 377 to 1312 and encodes 311 amino acids. The transcript is spliced from 8 exons. NCBI's taxonomy places the organism in Eukaryota, Metazoa, Arthropoda, Insecta, Diptera, Drosophilidae.
CUCAGAGUUGUUUUGGCCGCGUUGCCAUUUAGACGUCGCCGCAUUCUCGCUUACCUUCCGCUUCGAUUCGCACCUGCAUUUUCGCGUCCUGCCUGCAAACGUAAAAAAAAUCGAAAAACACCCCCCAAACCAACUCCACCUCCCCUUCCACUGCCAAUUUUGGACAAUUGCAAAAGUUUGUCUACAGUGAAACGUGAAAUCUCUUAUUUUACCAAGGCAAAAAACAAAACAAAAAAAAAAAACAAAACAAAACAAAUAUCUCUGUGCUGUACGAGGCAUAUAAUUUUGUGUGUAUUUUUGCGCCUGAACCGGUGAACAACUAGCAGUAGAUCACGGAGUUCAGAUCACAGAUCUCAGAGCACAUCACAUCAACACAAUGGGCAAGGCGGAGUGCAUUAGCUACGAUGAGCAGCAGGUGCCCUAUAUCGAUCUGGGUUCGGCACAGAUUCGUAUGGAGAAGGAUGCAGCACCUGAGUGGGCUCUGAAAAAGGCGCAGGACGAGCUGAGGGAACUGCCCGGCGUCAAGGAGCAGGCCAUCAAGGACCUCAGGGAGCUCAUUCAAAAUGAAAAGUAUCUGAACCUUCCGCUGGAUGAUGAGUACAUGAUGAUGUUCCUGCGUCCCACCCAUUACUAUCCAGAAAGUGCUUUGAAAAGACUCAAGAAUUUUUAUCACAUGAAACUGAAGUACGGAAUUGCUUGUGAGAAUAUAAUCCCCAGCAAGUUGCGCAACGUUUUCGAGGCAAAUAUAUUGAAUUUGCUUCCCCAAAGAGAUCAGCAUGGUCGUCGUCUUCUAGUGUUGGAAGCAGGCAAAAAAUGGAAGCCGUCCCAAGUGCCUUUGGUGGAUUUGUUCCGAGGCAUACAAUUGACCGUGUUGGGAUCCAUGGUGGAGCCCUAUUCACAAAUUUGCGGAGCAGUUGUUAUCAUCGACAUGGAGGGUCUGCCACUUAGCCACAUUACACAAUUUACACCCUCGUUUGCCGCCAUGUUGCUGGAUUAUAUUCAAGAAUGCAUCUGCAUGCGUUUGAAGGCAGUUCACAUUGUGAAUAAUUCAUAUAUAUUCAAUAUGCUCUUUGCGAUAUUCAAACCAUUUAUUCGUGAAAAGUUGCGCAAGAGGAUAUUCUUCCAUGGCAAGGACUACAAGUCCCUGAUCUCUCACAUUGAUGCUGGUGCCUUGCCUCCCAAAUAUGGUGGUUCUGCCACUUGGGAACUGCCGCCUGGUAAACUACUGGGAGAAUUCUUUGAGUGCUACGCCAAGGACUAUGAACUGGCCGACAGCUAUGGGUACACCGAGGGCUAUAAAAUGAAAAAGUAAUAGUACAAGAAAAACAGAUAAAUCCACCCAAUCCUCAAUUAACCGUUUUGAUUCGUAUUUUAGUCACUUAAGUUGGUUCAUUUGUGAUAUUGCAAAUAUUGUCGUACUUUAAGUCGUAGUCUCUUUGCUCUUAAAAUUUAAGGCUCAAAAAACAUUCAUAAUAAUUGGCAAGCUCAUGAUUAAGGCAAAGAUUUUGUUUAGCGUUUUCUAAGCAUUAAAACUGAUACCAUUUGUAAUAUAAACUUUUUAAAAUUGUUAUUGAAAUAAUGAAUAAAGAUGAAAACAUUUGUUAUAAAAGUAUGAAAAA